Molecule: messenger RNA, 1179 nt
Organism: Aureobasidium vineae
Lineage: Eukaryota; Fungi; Ascomycota; Dothideomycetes; Dothideales; Saccotheciaceae
Source: the annotation of a GenBank genome assembly
AUGCGCUCUAUCACUCUCAUCGCCGGCCUUGCAGCACUUGCUGUAGCCUCUGCUGCACCCCAAGUCUUUGAUCCCGAACAGCUCGCCGACAUUCCCGCUCCUCCUGUCUCUGAUGUUCCUAUCGGAGCUGGUACCGAGAUCAUCCCUUUGGAUGUGAACGCUGCCGUAGCUAGUGCUGUCGCCGCUAUCAUUGCCGACCCAUCUCCUGACAUCGACGCCAGCAUUCCGGCUGCCAUUACCAAGAGGUCUCCCAGAGGAAAGGCAAGACGUACCACUGGCACCUGUGCAGCUCAGCCUGCGGGCUACGGUCCUCAGGUCUACCCAGACACCGCGGAUGCCUUCCAGAAUUACCCCGACUUCGCAUACGCGGCUAACAACGCCCAACCCCCAUCUGGAUAUGAUGUUCAGUUCACCAACAAAUGGGCUUCAGUCAGCGCUUGCAGCUACCAGGGCUACAAGACCUACAAUACCUACGAUGUCAACCAAGCAGCCGCCGAUUGCAACAACAUUAAAGGUUGCAAAGGAUUCAACAUCUUCUUCGAGCGCGAUCCUACUCAGGCAAGUGUGACGACCUAUCGUACUUCGAAAAAUACUGACAGUGAUAUANNUCAGGACCCUGGUUAUGGCUGUGAUAACCCUGCAAGUACCACAGUGAUCAAGGCUUCUUUCUGGGGCAAUGUGAUUACUUCUGCCUCUGCGACCAACAAGGGACAAUACCGUGACAACUUCCAAGUCGUCAUUUCUGGAUCCAACGCCUACAAUGUCAAGCAAUGCAGAACCGACGUCUAUGGAUGGACUCAGACUCAGCUUGGCGACUGUUCCAUCAACUCGCCCGCUACUCCCUGCGCGCCCGACGGCAAGGACGCCUACCUCACCAUGACGACCUUCAGUGACGGCAAUCUCGACAACAACCGCUGCAAGGCACAAUGCGAUAUCAUCACUGGCCAGAGCCCGGACACACCCUGCAACUUCUUCACCUCUUACAUGUCAGUCAAGGAGGGCAAGUGCGGUGUGCAGGUGUGUGCUUUCUACAAGCGUGCCUUUGACUCGAGCUACUGCACCAACAAGGGCGAUCCGGUCAACAAGAUUACCAACAAGUGGGCUUCAUCUUUCACCAACAAUGCCAACGAUGGCUCAAGCAUUUGUCCCAUGAGCACCACCCACUACUUCCGCCGCUGA